Molecule: messenger RNA, 2088 nt
Organism: Spirodela intermedia
Lineage: Eukaryota; Viridiplantae; Streptophyta; Magnoliopsida; Alismatales; Araceae
Source: the annotation of a GenBank genome assembly
AUGGAGACCUCCCCUGCCCAUUUCAAUGCCAGCGUCGAGCCUUCUGCACUGAGUGGCCGUCUGGAUUUCGGGAAGAUGGGUUACGGGUUCGUAUAUUUUGUUACUCAUUGCUCCUGGGGCUGUCUGUAUUUUAUCUCUACCUUUGUCUGUGCGUAUUGAUUUUAUGAGCUGCGGCGCGCUCCACAGUUGUAAGCACUACAGGAGGAGGUGCAAGAUUAGAGCACCCUGCUGCAACGAGGUCUUCACCUGCCGUCACUGUCACAACGAAUCCACGGUAUUUCUCUUCCCACGGCGCCCUCAUCUGCCUCAUGACUCUCGCUCUUUCUUUUCUACUCCUGGCUUGGCACGGAUUUCAUCUUUUUCCUCUCUCUCUCUCUGGCCCUUGUCCUGGAGGACGCAAAAGUCUGAUCAGCACGAGCUACCCCGCCAGGAAGUUCAGAGGGUGAGCCCAUCAUUCUCCAUUUGGACUUGCCCCAUUAUUUGGCCGCUCGACCUCGAUCGACUGAGGGUUGAUUUCGGAUUUUGGUCUCGCCAGGUGAUCUGCUUGAUCUGUGACACAGAGCAACCGGUGAACACCCUCCAUCGACGACCUUGCCUACAACUGUGAAUAGAUUUAUAUGCGUCUGACCAUUUCUUCGCCCUUCUUCCCCAACGUCGGUUGACAUCAUUCCCGGUGUUUCCCCAUCUUCCCUCCAGGCCGGGAGAGUAUGCUUAAACUGUGGGGUGAACAUGGGAGAGUACUUCUGUGGCAUUUGCAAGUUCUACGACGAUGAUGUAAGCAGUUCAUUCAUUGCUCGAUCACUUCCCUUUUGAUGUUCUUGUGGCGUCUAGAAUGAUUACUUGAUUACACUUGAUCGGGUGCUCAUUCUUUUGAUGAAUUCUUUCAGACCGAGAAGAAACAGUAUCACUGCGAUGACUGCGGUAUAUGCAGGUCAGCAAUAUCUUCGGCUGUUCUUGUUUAAUUCUCACAUAAACUGGGCACAAUUUUCCUUUUUUGCGUAGAGAGACGUUGACUUAAAUCGUUUUGAAAACCAGAGUCGGUGGGCGAGAAAACUUCUUCCACUGCCAGAAGUGCGGUACGUCCUGUUCAUCCCGUUUUCUCUCUGGGCAUGAUUAAAUCAUUAUUUGGGGGUAGAAUUCGCUCCUCGUAGGCUCAUUUGCUCCAUAAUGCCACGCAAUUUUCCACAGCAAUGGAUCUAUUAGGCCGAGAGUAGGUUUGCCCCUCUUGUUUACAGCUCUCUGUAAUGCGAUCGCAGGGUCUUGCUAUUCGGGCCAGCUCCGAAACAAGCACCUGUGCGUGGAAAAUUCGAUGAGGCACCACUGUCCCAUCUGUUACGAGGUAUCUUUCUCUCGUGGGGACGCUCCCCCAUAAGCUCGGGGGCAGAGACGCUCACGUGGAACUUUCCUCGCAGUACCUCUUCGACUCGCUCAAGGAGACGAGGGUCCUGCGGUGUGGUCACACGAUGCAUUCAGAAUGUCUGAACGAGAUGCUGCGGCAUUACCAGUAACAUCCUGCUCUCCCUCGUUGUCGGCUGCCAUUAUUUCUAUAGCCCAUCCCGAUUUCAUGACUCGUGCCAUCCACCAGAUACACCUGCCCCAUCUGCUCAAAGUCGGUGAUCGACGUGUUCAGAAGCUGGAAGGACCGCGAAGACGAAGAGGUCAGCGCGUCUAAAACGCCCCCCCUCCCAUUGCACACCCCUGCAGCUUGUUCACCAUCGUUCAUCGUCUUCAGGUUAACGCGACAGCGGUGCCCGACGAUUACCACAACAGAAAGGUACGUGAUACCGUGUACCCUCUGCUUUUCUUUUCUCUUUUUUUUUUUUGGUUCUAUUAAUCGAUGGGCGCCAACGUGGUGAAUGGCUCGCCGGUUCUAUGGGUCAACCGGAGAAGUUGAAAGGGGGCUGGACUGGGGAGAGGGAGCGGUGGUUUCGUGAUGGGUCCGUCUAAUGUCGUCCGAUGCAGGUGUGGAUCGCCUGUAAUGACUGCGACGACACGACUGAGUUGGCCUUCCACGUAGUUGGGAUGAAGUGUAGGCACUGCCGCUCUCACAACACCCGCACCAUCGCUCCUCCUGUGCUUCCCCAGUGA